Lagenorhynchus albirostris (white-beaked dolphin) is the source of this 3313-nucleotide messenger RNA. It is a transcript of the gene CCDC134, whose product is annotated as coiled-coil domain containing 134. NCBI's taxonomy places the organism in Eukaryota, Metazoa, Chordata, Mammalia, Artiodactyla, Delphinidae. The transcript has 6 exons. The record is from RefSeq and is a predicted model, not a curated record. The coding region runs from base 328 to 945 and encodes 205 amino acids.
GACCCUGGUCUCCGAGCCCGGGUUGCCGGCUCAGGAUCCACCACCAAGCCACCUCUGCAGAAUGGCCUCGGAGUCGUACGCCCAGCCGGGAAGAGCUCUGGGGACUCAUGGGGCAGGGAGCGGGAUUGAGAGGCGGAUAAGUGGGAGUAACAGUAGAGACAGCAGGAUCUGCCCCACGCAGUCCGCUUUUUCGGCUUUCUUUUCCCACUUCUUCCUGCUUCAGUCAUUACCGGCUGUCUGAUUUCCCCUGACCCCAAGUUCUGCCUUAACCAGUGUUUGGUUCCCUUGAGUCUGGAGCGUGAUGGUGGAAGCUCCAGAGUCUUGGAUAUGGACCUUCUUCAGUUCCUGGCCUUCCUCUCUGUCCUGCUACUGUCUGGGACAGGAGUCACAGACACCCUGAGGACCUCCCUGGACCCGAGCCUGGAGAUCUACAAGAAGAUGUUUGAGGUGAAGCGGCGGGAGCAGCUGUUGGCGCUGAAAAACCUAGCACAGCUGAAUGAUGUCCACCAGCAGUACAAGAUCCUUGAUGUCAUGCUCAAGGGGCUCUUUAAGGUGCUGGAGGACUCCCGGACAGUGCUCAUUGCUGCAGAUGUGCUCCCAGAUGGGCCCUUCCCCCAGGACGAGAAACUGAAGGAUGCUUUCUCCCAAGUGGUGGAGAACACGGCCUUCUUUGGUGACGUGGUGCUGCGCUUCCCAAGGAUCGUGCACCACUGCUUUGACCACAACUCCAACUGGAACCUCCUCAUCCGCUGGGGCAUCAGCUUCUGCAACCAGUCGGGCGUCUUUGACCAGGGCCCCCACUCGCCCAUCCUCCGCCUGUUCAGCACCAGCACUGACCCUUUCCAGAAGGCCCUGAGAGGAGAGGAGAAACGCCGGAAGAAAGAGGAGAAGCGGAAAGAGAUCCGAAAAGGCCCUCGGAUCUCAAGAUCCCAGUCCGAGUUAUAGCCCUGGAGCAGCCCAGGGCUCAAGGGACCAGGAGGAGGCCAGUCGGGAGGAAGAGGAGAAUGCAGCGGUAUGACUGGUGGUGAGAGCUGGCCCCUGUGAGAGGGGAGGCCGAGUUUGCUCAGCCCCCUGGAGCCGGCUCUGAGCCCCAGCUGAAGGGACUGGGCCGCAGAGGGCUGCAUUUCUCCCCAGGGACCUUCCUAGAGGGGUGCCAAGGGAGCCUUCAGAGGGCGCUGCAGACCUAACCCUGUAGAGACGCUGGGGGGAGCAGGAGGGAUCCUGGGCUGGACUCUCCCGCUGGGUUAGGACCGCUGGCCGGCUGGCUGCUGCCCUUCCUGGCGAGGCAGCAGAGCUAGGCUCUGAGCCAUGUGUGGAGGUGUCAUGCCUGCUGCUGGCCCCACUGUGUCACCGAGUUGCCUGGCACAGUUGUCCCCUGCAGAGACAAUAAAAGCCAGCAAAUGCUCUGGGCUAGCAGGUUGGUUUGGGCCCCAGGGAGCCUCUCCAUGGGGCAGGUGAGAGGGGCCUGGGUCAGGGGAUAGGGGGCCCUCAGAUGUAGAGACCACCUUAGAGGAUAUUCCUCCUCCUCAGAGGAGCCUCAAGCCCUGGCGGGGCAGCAAAGCAGGGGCUUGGCUUUGACCUCCAGUUCCCUUCUCAGCACUGUCAUGGACAAGGGAUCAGUGUUGAGAAGGGACCAGAAGUAUCCUGGGAGGGUGUUUAGCCCAAGACAGCCUUGGAGCAGCGUGAUCUCUGUCCUCAGGUAUCCAGGGAAGUCAUUGAGCAGGCUCGGGGAAGAAUCAACUUGUCCUCUCUGGCAGCGCAGGGAGACCAUAGCCAGCAGGUGGGGGCUCUUGGGGGACAGGCUGCAGCUCUGCAGGAGGCUGUGCUUUGUAAUGGUAGGGCUACUCCAAGCUGGAUUGAUCAGAUAGCAAGCUCCCUGUGUCAGGAGGUGUGUAAGAAAAGACCAGGGCUAUGGAGCAGGGAAGCUGCAGAGGGAGUUAGGCCCUGAGUGGGCUGCCGCCCUUGUCAUAUCCCUUCCAGGCAGAGAAGGGAGGGGCUCUGGGGGGAAUUCUAGCUCUGUCUCUUUGACUUUGCCAAGCCAGGGGAGAGACACACAACUAUCCCCAACCCUUUACCACUAACAGUGCCCAAGGGAGACCCAGGGUCUUAGCCCAUCAGACUUGCGGAGUGACCCUGGCCCACCCCUUACCUGUGCUGUGGCUUCAUUGGUGUAAUGAAUUUGAUAAUGUCUGAACCGUCUGGCCAGCCCUAAACUGCUUCUCUGAGGUUGGGGCCUGGCUUCUCAGUGACAAGAGCCCUUCUCUGAUGGUUCUUUGGUCAUCCCGUAGAUUUGCUGAGCACCCACUAUAUGCACAGCCAGAGAGGAGCCCAGUCUUAACUUCACCUCUGUCCCAUUUAGCAUCUUUAUCCUCCUGGGUUCUUCCUUCUAUACCUUCACUUCUCACCAUCUUGGUUGAUCCCUUCCUCUCCACCCUCCAGUGGGCCCAAGUUUUCCCAUCUGACACCUUCAAAGGUACAAACAGAACCACUCUGCUCUCUUCCCCGGGCAGCUCCAGCUGGGAGCUAUGGGAACAGCUGCAGAGUGGGAGGCACUGUGCCCAUUUACCUGACCUCCUGGUACUCAGGUAGCCCUCUGCAGAGGGUUACUGAGGCUCUGGGAUGGGAAGGCAUUGGACCAAAGUGAAAGUGUCAUAUGGUAUGCCAGCAGACAGUCACCCCCCACUGUGGGGAGCCCUGUGAGAGCCACUGAAUGGUGGAGUUGCAGGUGGCACUGUCCAGCUCAGUGCCUAGUCCAGAGCAGGGCAGCAGGGUUUAGUUUUCUGUUUCAGGGUGAGACUAGUAUAAUCUAUACCAACCCUCCUGCAUGUAAACAAUGAAAAGGACUUUCUUGUCUUUUUUCCCCCCAAAUAAGGUACUUUAUUUAUUAUGUUAUAUAUGUUAAUUAUAAAAAGUAAUUUAAGUAAUACUGAAAUACCAAGAAAAAAGUAAAAUUCACCCUAAAUCCCACCAUUCCCAUAACCAUCACUGACACUCAGCUCUUGGGCCUUCCAUCCUUUUUGUCCUUCAUGUGAUACACAGAUCACGUGUAACUUCAGUUACAGUAGCUACCUUGUAUGGGCACUGUGUGUCAGGACUUAUUCCAAGUGCUGGCUUGCAUCAGCUCCUUCUGCCUCAGGGCCUUUGUGUGUGUUGUGUGUUCCCCUAGCUAUGCCAGAUGCAGUUCCCUCCUCAUAAUUUUAGGUUUUGUCUUAAAUAUCAGUGCCUGUUUUCUUCAUCAGACUGGAAGCUCUCAGAGGGCAGGAACUGUCUCUCUGCCUGCCACAGAAAUGUUCAAUAAAUAUUGUCAAAUGAG